Plasmopara halstedii is the source of this 2523-nucleotide messenger RNA. Its product is annotated as aaa family cdc48 subfamily. Lineage: Eukaryota; Oomycota; Peronosporomycetes; Peronosporales; Peronosporaceae. Gene Ontology annotation, molecular function: ATP binding; ATP hydrolysis activity. The record is from RefSeq and is a predicted model, not a curated record. The transcript is spliced from 3 exons. Bases 1 to 2523 code for a protein of 840 amino acids.
AUGAGCUCGCAUUCCGGUCAGCAGGCUCAAGUGGAUAUAUCCGUAACGUUACAACGCGACUCACAGACGUUUCACGAGCUACAAUCAUCACUAUUAGCUCACAAUUGCAAUACAAACAAUAGCGUUACAUUUAUUUGCGAGCUGCAAUGGGUCCCGCGUGUUGCUGUACGUGCUGCUGUUGCUGUGACACUGGAACUGCUUCCGUCGUCAAAGUCCGAAUUAUUACAUGAUGCAGAAAUUCGCUCUCUACUUCAGCAAACGAUACAGCGUCACUUUAUUCUAUGUGCAGACGCGAUAGUUAAACUUCCGACAUUUAUAGGCCUUAAAGCGAAGAGCAGAGGUGAACUGAGUGACGAGCAGGAACAAGUGAUGACUUUCAGGGUUGUGUCGACGUAUCCUACUGCACCUUUUGUAAGUAUUACACCCAGUACUCGUGUAACAUUGACCGAGUCAAUUAAUACUCGAGAAGUAGACAGUAUUGAUAUAGACGUUAGCAAGAAAACAAUUUCCAAUUCAUACGAGAAUACGGAAGUGAAGAUAGGAGGGAUGGAAAACGAACGAACAGCUUUGCGUGAAUUGAUUCUUUUACCUGUCAUGUACCCGCGUCUUCGCUCGGAUUUUGGUGUAGAGUUUCCAAAAGGGGUGUUAUUAUGUGGCCCUCCUGGUGUGGGAAAGACUUUGUUAGUGCGUUCGGUUGUUCACGAAUGCCGUCAGAUAAAGGACGCAUCCGGCGCAACGCUGGAUUUAAACUUGCAAGUGAUUAAUGGAUCUGAAAUAAUGACUAGUGGUCGUGGCGAUGCUGAACACGCUUUGCGUGCUACAUUUGAGACGGCUUUAAUUCAUGCUUCCAGUGCUCAGCAUGCUGCGAGUGUCAUAUUUAUCGAUGAGUUGGAUGCUCUCUGUCCAAAACGAGAAGGUGCCGGCGGUGCCUCAGCUUCUCACAGUCGUAUUGUGGCUCAAUUACUGACGCUUCUAGACGGUGUAGAGAGCGGUCUUUCGCGUGAAAAUGUGGUUAUUGCUGCUGCAACAAACCUUCCGAACUCGAUCGAUACAGCCUUACGUCGUCCUGGACGAUUUGAUCGAGAAAUAUUUGUUGGACCGCCGAAUACAGCUUUACGCAGGAAAAUCUUUCAAACGCAUUUGUACCAAACACCUAUCGCUUUAAACAAUAGCACCAACGAAGAACAGGAAAAACAUCGAGAUGAAUUUCUAGAUAUAUUAGCUGCCAAAGCCCUCGGGUACGUGGGUGCUGAUAUCGCAGCUUUGUGUCGUGAGGCUACAAUGGUCGCUUCUACUCUACAACUUGUGGCUCUUUCUCGAGAUCGUGAUUUGGAGGAAUGGUGGAUGGAUUGGAAGUCUCGAGUUGAGCCUCUUCGUGAUUUACGAUCAACACCGGCAAAACUUGGCCCUGUUGUCGCAGGUCGAGCUUGGCAUAAUAAUCCAAUGGCUAUCAUUCCGCUUUGGUUUCUCAUUAAGAAAAGUAGUCAACAAAGCUCGGAUGAGGGAAUUGAAAAGUACAAACAACAGUCCCAUUCAGACUUUUUUAGCUUUUUAUUAGGGCGCACUGAAAAAUAUGGGCCUUGCAAUGAGAAAGAACCAUCAAAAACUUUUCAAGUGACCAUGGCCGACUUUGAUCAAGCUAUGCAAACCAUCGUACCAUCGGCUCUUCGAAGUGCCAGCGGCUAUACCAAAGACUUUGAACGCCAAGGCUGGGAUAGUAUAGGCGGUCAGGCCGAAACAAAGCUUGCUCUGCAGCAGGCUCUUGAGUGGCCCGUAAAGUAUCCACAGACAUUUUCUCGGCUUGGUGUCAAGGCUCCCCGUGGUGUGUUACUUUAUGGUCCACCUGGAUGCAGUAAAAGUUCGAUUGUUCGAGCAGCAGCUCAUUCAAGUGGAGUCACAUUUUUGUCGCUUUCAGCAGCUCAAGUAUUUUCACCAUAUUUUGGUGAUGCAGAAGCUGCUGUACGUCAGGUUUUUCGAGAUGCACGAGCUGCUCUUCCUGCCAUUGUCUUUUUUGACGAAAUCGACGUCAUAGUUUCUAAGCGAGAAUUUGAUGGAUCUGGAGAGGGUGGAACUUCAACUGCAAUACGCGUGCUAUCUACAAUGCUAAAUGAAAUGGAUGGUGUCGAGUCUGCUGAUGGACUUUUGGUUAUUGGUGCAACAAAUCGUCCAGACUGCAUCGAUGCAGCACUCUUGCGACCAGGACGAUUCGACCGUAUUUUAUUUGUAGACCUUCCAAGUGAAAUUGAUCGUGCAGAGAUUCUCCGAAUUCACUCGCGUCCAAUGCCAUUGAGCACUGAUAUUGAUUUUAGUGAUCUAGCCCGUCGUACGCCAUAUUUUAGCGGCGCUGAACUCGAGAACCUAUGCCGUGAAGCUGCUUUACUCGCUCUUCGCGAGUCUCUAGAAGCUGAGAGAGUGACAUCGCGCCAUUUUGAAGAAGCUCUCGCAGGUAUCACACCUAUAUCAUCCAAAGAGUCGAUGACCGACUACUUUACGUUUGCAGAAAGGUUAGGCCAACUGUCGUAA